Molecule: messenger RNA, 586 nt
Organism: Scatophagus argus
Lineage: Eukaryota; Metazoa; Chordata; Actinopteri; Scatophagidae
Product: protein C2-DOMAIN ABA-RELATED 4-like
Exons: 2
Coding region: 128-514 (128 amino acids)
Source: RefSeq, a predicted model, not a curated record
GGUGAGUUUAAACUGAUAUGAGAUGAACUAUGCCAGCCUUUAAAAACAAAUGGAACAGCAAACACAGUAGUCUGGGGAGAUACGAAGCAUCAAGGCUACAGUGUCAUCCACAGCCUCCUUUGACGCAAUGGCCUCUGGUGUUCCACUCCUCCUGUUGGUCCUGUGCAGUCUGUCUGUAGCUGAAGCUCAGCUGAGGCUGUAUAACCUGCGAGCCAGCGAUCUUCCCUCCAACCUCUUGGGAACCACAGAUGGCUAUGUCAAGGUGUUCUGUGGCUCCGCCAACCUGGGUAAAACAUCCAUCCGUAACAAUGACGCAAACCCCUGGUGGGAGGAGGAGUUCACCUACUUUCAGGCCCAGGAGAACGACGUACUGAAGCUUGAGGUUCAUGACAGUGACGUUCUCUUUGAUGACCUGGUGGGCGUCUGCCAGAGACAGAUCAAGCUGGGAACACAUGAGCACGACUGCUUCCUGAAGAAAGGCGGCACCCUCCAUUAUUCCUACACCCUCGGCUGAAGCAGUCAUUAGCCAUGUGUAGAUGUAGCUGACCUUCAGUCUUUAGAUCCACCUGCACAUCCCUCAGAAUAU